CGUCUCGAACGUUGACUGAUAGUCAUUAGGGUCGGCCACCACGUGGUCGCGGGGAGUUUUCUCGGCCUACAUUGUCUGGGACUAACAGUCUUCCCCUUGGAAGUAGGAAGAGUCUUGGUGGGCCCCCGCCAUCGUCUUCUGGAGGUGAUACACCUAUGUCAUCUGGGAAGUUUUCAGACUCUCGUCCCCCGGAUGCCAAUAGUGGAGGCCCUCCGACGAGGAAACCAAGGAAUUCACUUGGCCCGCCUGAUUCUCGGAUGCACAUGGAGAUUGACAUUAACCCUCGACACAGAGUGUCGGACAAUGGUUAUCCGCAUAGAAUGAGAAAAGAAGAGCCUCGCACUUCACCUCAAGAGCCUCCUCCCAACUUCCAACGAUACGCUCCAGAACCCCUUCCGCCGUCUUCUGAACGACGAAGCGGAGAUAGGAAUAGGGAUGAGCCUCCUUCUCGCCAGUACUCCCGUAGAGAAAGUUUUAGUACCAGUCCGGCCGAUGAACACCGACCAGCGACUCCACCUCCUCUGUCGAGAGAGCCAUCACAAUCUCACUCAUGGGAAGGUUCUAGGCCAGUACGAUAUGAUAAGGAACGAGAGAGUGGCCGAAGAGAACGAUUCAGAGACAGAGAGGAUCGGGCACCCCCGCCUUCUGUACCGCCUCUUGAAGAGCCUGCACGGAAUGGCAUUGAGAGGGAGAGGGAAAGACCUGUCAGCCCUAGUACCUCCCGCCUACCUCCUGGACACGGCCUUCCUAACAAGCCGGAGGGACUACCGCCUCGACCGAGACGCGAUGAUAUGGACGUUGACGACGGUCGGUAUCGGAGGGAUGGGUUUGAGGAGCGACCGCCACUGAGACGAGGUGGUACGUUACUGUCUCGUCUUGGUGGUGGUGGUGCCAUCGAGGCUGGCAUGAAAAGAGAUAGAGAUGAGCUUGGGGACCCUGUUGACGAUGAUUCGAAGAAGAGACGGAGAGGCCACAAGUCGAGAAGAGGCGGCAACGGUGGUGGUAAGAUGAGGGUCUAAGUUUUAAGUUUAUAAUUGUUCUUGGUCAGGAUGUUCUGUGCGCAGUGCACAUACAAAAUACUAUUGGUACAUAUGAGAGUAGUUUUUUACUUAUAUUAUAGCAUAUGUUCUUUUGUUGUCAGCAUUGCUGAAGGUUCGGUUUAGAUCACCAGCUAUGAGCUAGUUCUAAGCUAG
Messenger RNA from Desarmillaria tabescens, 1193 nucleotides. RefSeq lists its product as uncharacterized. The record is from RefSeq and is a predicted model, not a curated record. Lineage: Eukaryota; Fungi; Basidiomycota; Agaricomycetes; Agaricales; Physalacriaceae. The coding region runs from base 156 to 1019 and encodes 287 amino acids. The transcript is spliced from 4 exons.